Molecule: messenger RNA, 2898 nt
Organism: Cyprinodon tularosa
Lineage: Eukaryota; Metazoa; Chordata; Actinopteri; Cyprinodontiformes; Cyprinodontidae
Product: mitochondrial Rho GTPase 1-A-like
Exons: 20
Coding region: 182-2164 (660 amino acids)
Biological process (GO): regulation of mitochondrion organization; small GTPase-mediated signal transduction; mitochondrion transport along microtubule
Cellular component (GO): mitochondrial outer membrane
Molecular function (GO): calcium ion binding; GTPase activity; GTP binding
Source: RefSeq, a predicted model, not a curated record
GCGUCACAGCAGGCUGACCGGCAGCGGAGGACAGUUUAAACUCAGCCGGUGUCACCCGGAUGGUAAACAGGCUGCAGGGAAGAAGCCAGCGGGGCAGGCCGCACAGCUGACCGGCUGUCCCCUCCUGUCCGCCGCGGCGGAUCAUGAAGGUUAACCGCCUCCUUUCUGCUAAACACUGAAGAUGCGGAAAGACGUGAGGAUCCUGCUGGUUGGGGAGCCCAAGGUGGGGAAGACGUCCCUCAUCAUGUCCCUGGUCAGCGAAGAAUUCCCAGAUGUGGUUCCCUAUCGAGUGGAGGAGAUCACCAUACCAGCAGAUGUCACACCUGAGAGGGUUCCUACGCACAUCGUGGACUAUUCAGAAGCAGAGCAGACAGAUGAGCAGCUGUUCCAGGAGAUCUCUAAGGCAAAUGUGAUUUGCAUCGUCUACUCCGUCAACAACAGGACGUCCAUGGAGAAGGUGACGGAGCACUGGAUCCCUCUGAUCACAGAGAACACAGACAAGGACAGCAGGGUUCCUCUGAUCCUUGUGGGGAACAAGUCAGACCUGGUGGAACACAGCAGCAUGGAGACCAUUCUGCCUAUUAUGAACCAGUACAGUGAGAUAGAGACGUGUGUAGAGUGUUCAGCAAAGAAUCUGAAGAACAUCUCUGAGCUGUUCUACUACGCCCAGAAGGCCGUCCUCCACCCAACCGGCCCCCUCUACUGUCCUGAGAACAAACAGAUGAAGCCUCUGUGCGUUAAAGCGCUGACCCGGAUCUUCAAAGUGUCCGACCUGGAUAACGACGGGAUCCUCAAAGAUAACGAGCUCAACUUCUUCCAGCGGGCGUGCUUCCACAGCCCCCUGGAGCCUCAGGCGUUGGAGGAUGUGAAGAACGUUGUGAGGAAGAACCUGAUUGAUGGCGUCCUCCAUAACGGACUCACCCUAAAAGGCUUCCUCUUUCUGCACACGCUGUUCAUUCAGCGCGGCCGCCAUGAAACCACCUGGACAGUUCUGAGGAGGUUCGGGUACGACGAUGACCUGGAGCUAAACCAGGACUAUCUCUUCCCUCCGCUAAAGGUUCCUCCUGACUGCAGCACGGAGCUGAACCACAACGCCUACCUCUUCCUGCAGAGCGUCUUUGACAAACACGACAAGGACCGUGACUGCGCCUUGUCGCCUGAUGAGCUGAGGGACCUGUUUGAUGUUUUCCCGUACACGCCCUGGGGUCCAGAUGUCAACAACACGGUGUGCACCAACGAGCAAGGCUGGAUCACCUACCAGGGCUUCCUCUCUCAGUGGACGCUAACGACGUAUCUGGACGUCCAGAGAUGUCUGGAGUAUUUCGGUUACCUUGGUUACUCCAUAGUUGCUGAGCAGGAGUCCCAGGCUGCAGGAAUCACAGUGACUAGAGCUAAGAAGAUUGACCUGCAGAAGAAACAGACGCAGCGGAACGUCUUCCGCUGCAACGUGUUUGGAGCCGUAGGCAGCGGGAAGAGCGGCUUCCUGCAGGCCUUCCUGGGCAGAAACCUGCUGCGACAGAAUAUGAUGAAGGAGGAGCACCGAUCGUUCUACGCCAUCAGCACAACCUUCGUUUACGGCCAAGAGAAAUACCUUCUGCUUCAUGAGGUUUUCCCAGACUUGGAUUACCUGACUGAUGCGGAUAUGGGCUGUGAUGUCGUCUGCCUGCUGUACGACGUCAGCAACGCCUGCUCCUUGGAGUACUGCGCCAAAGUAUUUAAGCAAUACUUCAUGGACAGCAAGACGCCGUGCAUGAUGGUCGCAGCCAAAUCCGACCUGCCGGAGGUCAAACAGACGUACGGCUGCAGCCCUCUGGAGUUCUGCAGGAAGCACAAGAUGCCGCCUCCGCAGAGCUUCACCUGUAACACGGCAGCAGCACCAGACCGAGAAAUCUACACCAAACUCACCACUAUGGCCAUGUACCCCCACGCCCGGCUGCGCUGCAUGUGCACCUGUAACCGGUGCACCUUCUGCUUGUGUCAGAACCUGCUGAACUCUGAGCUGCUGCAGAGCAUCAGGGCCAAACUCUACGCUGUGGUGCUCAGAAGACACAUAAUCCAGGAGGACCUGAGCAGCGCCACCUUCUGGCUGAGGGCCAGUGUGGGGGCCACGGUGUUUGCAGUGCUGGGCGUCGCUCUGUUCAGGGCGCUGCUGAAGACGCGCUGAUCCUCAGCUGCCACCCCUGUUACCACGGUAACUGACGGAGCCAACGUUGGACGAUCUGAUGCGUUUAGAUGAUGCUUCCUGUUUGGUUUGUGGGAUUAGAUGCAAUCAAAAACAAACCAACUUAUUUUCCUGAUUCUUCUUGCCGUUUCUCUUGUAGAUACAAUAUUUAUUUUGUAAGAAUGUGCUAAUUUGAUUCAUCUGAUUAAAAAGUAAAGAUGAUAUAUUUAUAUUUCUAUAAAAGUCUAAUUAAGCUGCUGCUAAGCAGCAUAAAGCUUACAGAUUGGUAUGAAUGAAUGAUAUUAUAGCUUCUAGGGUCGUUAAAUGCAGCAUCUGAACAGAUGUUUAAUGCAGAUGUUUUAUUUUCUGCUCGUAGACCAAUGCUAACAUUUCUCUCUGUUUCACUGAGUUUCACUUUUUAUGCAAAAGAAAAAGACAAACCUCACUGCUCUUUUUCUGCAUUUCUCCGUUUAAUUCAAACGUAUGCAUGUCCUUCUCUACUUAAGGAAAUCAGAACACUCUGUUAGCAUGCCAGUUUUUGUUUUUUUUAUUGAUAAAAACAUCAAUAUUCAGCUGUUUAUAAAUUAAUAUUAUUGAGCUUUAAGGGUGGAGAGUUGGUAAAGAACUUCCACCAUUUUUCUCAUUUCCACUAAAGGCCGUUAAAUUGUUGCCGUAUGCAUCCCUCUGCUCGAUGUCCUGAACGUUUGCAAUAAAUGAUGUUCUAUAAUCUGCUGGGA